AUGGUUAGCAGCUGCUCUCCAAGCUUUUCUGCGCCACCCAAGGAUGACAAGGGGAAGAAAGAUGCUGGAAAGUCAGCCAAGAAAGACAAAGACCCAAUGAACAAAUCCGGAGGCAAGGCCAAAAAGAAGUGGUCCAAAGGCAAAGUUCAGGACAAGCUCAAUAUCCUAAUCUUGUUUGACAAAGCGACCUAUAACAAAUUCUGUAAGGAAGUUCCCAACUAUAAGCUUAUAACCCCAGCUGUUGUCUCUGAGAGACAACUGAAGAUCUCCAGUUCCUUGGCCAGGGCAGUCCUUCAGGAGCUCCUUAGUAAAGGACUUAUUAAACUAGUUUCAAAGCACAGAGCUCAAGUAAUUUACACCAAAAAUACCAAGAGUAGGGAUGCCUCAGCUGCUGGUAAAAAUGGAAAAACAACAUGUCCUACCAACUGUACAUUUUAA
Molecule: messenger RNA, 438 nt
Organism: Rhinolophus ferrumequinum (greater horseshoe bat)
Lineage: Eukaryota; Metazoa; Chordata; Mammalia; Chiroptera; Rhinolophidae
Product: 40S ribosomal protein S25-like
Exons: 2
Coding region: 1-438 (145 amino acids)
Cellular component (GO): cytosolic small ribosomal subunit
Molecular function (GO): structural constituent of ribosome
Source: RefSeq, a predicted model, not a curated record